Aspergillus affinis is the source of this 1590-nucleotide messenger RNA. Its product is annotated as putative MFS monosaccharide transporter. Gene Ontology annotation, biological process: transmembrane transport; carbohydrate transport. The transcript has 4 exons. Gene Ontology annotation, molecular function: carbohydrate:proton symporter activity. Lineage: Eukaryota; Fungi; Ascomycota; Eurotiomycetes; Eurotiales; Aspergillaceae. Bases 1 to 1590 code for a protein of 529 amino acids. Gene Ontology annotation, cellular component: membrane. The record is from RefSeq and is a predicted model, not a curated record.
AUGGCGCCCCCAACAUUCGCGGGAAUGUCAGGCAAGAAACUAGGCUGGUCAGUUUCUACUAUCGCGACAAUGGGUUUUCUACUCUUUGGAUAUGACCAGGGAGUCAUGUCCGGAAUCAUUUCCGACCCCGCCUUCAAUGACAUGUUCAAAGCGACUAAAGAUGACAACACAAUGCAGGCUACCGUGACUGCUGUCUACGAAGUUGGCUGUUUAUUCGGGGCGAUUAUCGCGCUGUGCUUCGGUGAAAUGCUAGGCCGUCGCUGGAUGGUCAUCAUCGGCGCAUCAAUCAUGAUCGUCGGUGUGAUCAUUCAGGUAUCUGCCAUGCCCCAGUCGCUUCCACUCCUGCAAUUCAUCUUCGGUCGAGUCAUCACCGGCAUCGGCAACGGCAUGAAUACCUCGACCAUCCCUACUUAUCAAGCAGAAUGCUCCAAAACGCAUAAUCGCGGCCUCUUGAUUUGCAUUGAGGGAGGCACCAUCGCCAUCGGCACGAUGAUCGCCUACUGGAUCGACUACGGCGCCCACUUCGGUCCCCAGGAUCUGGUCUGGCGAUUCCCGAUCGCCUUCCAGGUGCUCUUCGGGGCUAUCAUCAUCGUGGGCAUGUGGUAUCUUCCUGAAUCGCCUCGGUAUCUUAUUGGACACGGCAAGGUGGAAGAAGGCGAAACAGUCCUGGCGGCGUUGGCCGGGACGGAAAUCGACAACCCUCACACUCAAUUAGAGAAGAACCUGGUUCUGGAUUCCGUUCGAGUCUCUGGCAACACCCAAUCCAAAUUCAGCGAUCUUCUCACCGGCGGCCCCUCCCAGCAUCUCCGGCGCAUGCUCGUGGGUUCCUCCUCCCAAGUAUUCCAACAAAUCUCCGGCUGCAACGCCGUGAUCUACUACCUGCCCGUCCUACUCGAACAAUCCAUCGGGCAAUCGCACAACUUCGCUCUCCUAAUCGGCGGCAUCAACAUGAUCUGCUACGCCAUCUUCGCCACCUUCUCAUGGUUCUUCAUCGAAAAGAUCGGUCGCCGCAAGCUCUUCCUCGGCGGCAGCUACGGCCAAUGCGCCGCGAUGGUGAUCGUCUUCGGCUGUCUAAUCCCCGGCGACUCACAAACCGCCAAAGGCGCCGUCUUCGGUUUCUUCAUGUACAUGUGUUUCUUCGGCGCGACCUGGCUUCCCCUACCCUGGCUCUAUCCCGCGGAACUUUCCCCCUUAAAGACCCGCUCUAAGGCCAACGCCAUCUCCACCUGUAAUAACUGGCUCUUCAACUUCACCGUGGUCAUGAUCACCCCCGUCAUGGUGGACCAUAUCGGAUGGGGCACGUACCUGUUCUUCGCGGCGUGGAACGCCGUCUUCAUCCCGAUCAUCUGGCUCUUCUACCCGGAGACAGCAGGCCGGAGUCUCGAAGAGAUCGAUCUGAUUUUCGCAAAGGGGUAUGUGGAGAAGAUGAGCUAUGUGCGGGCCGCUAAGGAGUUGCCUAAAUUGUCGGACGAGGAGAUCGAGUCGAAGGCGGCGGAGUAUGGGAUUUUGAAUAAUAGUGAGAAGGUGGAGGAGAGGAUUAUUGAGAAUAAUAACCCCGCUGCGACGACGGAGCGGCCUCCGCAGCUGUGA